CUCCACCUCUUGCCCUCUCACAGGCUCACGGACCACAGCUAACGUCCUUUCCUUCCUCCAUCUCUUUCGUGGGCCAGGCUUGGCUUUCAUUUUGGGUGUGAGCGCCUUCCCUGUCGGCGCGUGCAUCGUCGUCGCCCCUGCCAGUCACCUCACAGGCUCACAGUCCACGGGGAUGAGGCCCUGCCGCCUGGGAGGAUCCUGGACCUCCAGACGUCUCCCAGACUCCCAGGUUGCCAGGCCCCCGGGUAAAGGUACGGAGUACUUCGUUGUUGCUGCUCAUUUUCACCCGACGCUUGCAUCCGUAACCCUCGCCUGAUCCGCCUGCCCCCGUCGCUUGUCUCCCCACAUCCAAAACCCACGUCUUUUCCCACUUCUCGCGAGUCUGGGUCCUCUCUCCAGCAUCCUCUUAUUCAAACCACUCCCCCCCCGAUCCAUAACCCACAGACUUCGUUGGCAAAGUCUCCUACUGCUUCACCCUUCUUUCGCUUCACGCACAGUCGUUGAAACAAACAUCACCAAACCUGAAUUACUCGAAGUAUUCGGACUAACACUCAUUCCUAUUUACAUCCGCGGACAGACGCCCUCUUGUCGCAAACCAACAACAAGCGCUCCCCGCCAAAACCACUCACUGCCCUGGCUUAGACACAACAGUAAACACGCCAACACACAUAUACAUCUGGCUGUUCCAAUCCACCUUAGCACCAAGUCAAGCAGUUCGACUUACAUCACGAUCUUUGAGAGACCCAACAUCAAGCAUACGCAUCAUAGUGUUGAACGGAUUACUUCCGACGCACAUACAUAUUCCAUUCGGUCUAUACUUCGUCAGGCUUCGACAGUUGACCAGUACAAUCACCAAAAAAACGCCCACUUACAGACACAAUGAAGGUCACCACGAUUCUUGCUGCUUUCUUGCCCGUCUUGGCGCUGGCCCAGACCUCAAGCGGCGAUACGACGACGGUUACUUCCACGGCUACCCAGACCAAGACCAUUACUCUUGAGCGCGCGCACACCACCACCAUGACCUACGGCACCGGCAACAGCACCGCGACGUUUAAGCCCACCGGCUCCGUUGUUGCUUCUGCAACUGCCGCGGCUACUGCUGCAACUACCUCGAAGUCCAGUGCCGGCGCCGCUCUCAACGCUGGUAGCCUGGCUUUCGCUGGUGUUGCUGGUAUGGUCGCUGCUGUUAUGUUGUAAAGCGCAUCACUGGAUGCGCAAGACGAAGAUGUGAGGAAAUGGAGGUCGGGUUUAAAGUUGCGAUGUGGUUGGAGGAAUGUUGCCCGCCGCAUCCUACUGCCACACCGAACUCUUCGAUGCGACAUCUUUUCAGCCUUCUCUUUUGCCAUCGCCUCCAACCCUGGUUCGGCGCAACAUCGCUACCGAUGUGAGCGCGGCCUAUUCUUACGACCUUCACGACCUUGAGAAUCGGGAAACCACUUGAGUUGACGGCACACACUAUACCCUAUUCCUCUUCGACACCAACCAUGUGCGAUGCUUGCAUCGCCAUCCUGCAGGAAAGGAACCCACACGCUAGCAACUGGGGCUUCUUGACAGCGAUCAACCUUUUUUUCACUCUCACUUCAAACGACACUGACUCUCCGCCGCCUUUCUUUUAUGGGUGGCGGACGGCUUGCCACCUCAUGUUUUAAUGUUUCGAUUCUUCCCCAGCAGCACAAGGGUCGCAUGGAAUGCGUAGUCGAUCUGCCCUUCACGCACGUCAUUAGCCAUGAUCACCCAGGGCCUUCUCGAACACAAUCAGCUGUCUGGUUUUCUAGACUGGUGAGUCGUGUUGGGGAUGGCAUCGAGUCAAUUGACGUCUGAUGGUUAUCGGGCUGCCGUUGGCUCGAGUACCUGGCAAGGCACUGAUGUUGCUGCAGGUGUGCUUGCUGGCUGGAAAUGAUAUUUACGAGAUGUUUCGCAACGUCUUUUCUCAAGGGAGGAUUUAAGACGGAAAUGAUCAGGAUGGAUGAUUUAGGGAUUUACCGGAGUUCUCGUGAUGGAACAAAAGUUUCACUCUUCUUCGAGUUGUUGAUACCCCUAUUGCUGUAUAGUUGCCGGCCGGGGUUGGACAGAUCAAGCUGCACUUCCGAGGUAGCCCUUUUCGAAGGUUCAACCUUGGGUUUCGCUGUCUCACAUUGCCCGGUCGGUAGGAGGACGCGAUGGAUUUGCUUUGAUAUUUUCGGAUUGACGACCGUUUUGAUUGAAUGAUGGCAUGGUCCGAGACGACUUUGCCUUGCGAGGGGGGCUUGGAGGCCAUUGAAAGGAGUUUUAAGGACUUGUGAAGGGGCAUUUACUGGUAGC
Colletotrichum scovillei is the source of this 2301-nucleotide messenger RNA. RefSeq lists its product as uncharacterized. Lineage: Eukaryota; Fungi; Ascomycota; Sordariomycetes; Glomerellales; Glomerellaceae. Bases 880 to 1197 code for a protein of 105 amino acids. The transcript has a single exon. The record is from RefSeq and is a predicted model, not a curated record.